AUGCCGCCGGGGAAGCCGCUGACGGCGCUGCUCAAGUCGGCGACGAGGCCGGGGCACCUGCUCCAGCUCCACGCCCUGAUGCUCAAGUCCUCCCACUUCCCGCACAACGCCUUCCCCACCGCCAGGCUCCUCGCCUCCCCGCUCGCGCCGCUCCCCUACGCGCUCUCCCUCUUCACCGCCGUCCCGCGGCCCACGCUCUUCCACCACACCGCCCUGCUCCGCGCGCUCUCCACGUGCGCCUCCGCGGCAUCCCUCGCCGCGUCCCUCUCCAUCCUCGCCUUCGCGCGGGCGCGCCUCCCGGUGCUCGAUGAGUUCGCGUUCCAGCCGCUGCUCGCGCUCUGCGCGAAAGUCCCCGAUGACGCCGAGGCAGCAUCCAUUGGCAAACAGCUCCACGCGCUCGUGCUACGGUACGGGUUCCUGGACGUUGUGAGCCUGCGGAACGUGCUGUGCCAUUUUUACUGCAACUGUGGGGGCAUGGCGGAUGCGCGGAGAGUGUUCGAUGAAAUGAAAGAGAAGGACGCCAUUUCUUGGAACACGGUGAUCGGGGGCUAUGUCAGGGCAGAGGAUGUGGGCACAGCGGUGGAGAUGUUUACCGCGAUGAGAUGGUCUGGCAUGGAUGUCAGCCUUACUGCUGUGAUCAACUUGAUUGGGGGUGUCUGGCGAGGGGAGUCAGUGCAUGGCUUCUGCGUCAAGGCGGGCCUCUGCAGUGAUGUGAAGGUUGCGGCAGCAAUUGUGAGGAUGUAUGUGAGGGAGGGAAGUGUUGAUUGUGCAGGCAAGGUAUUUCAAGAGACAACCAGACGGGACUUGGUGCUGUAUAACUGUAUGGUGGAUGGCUAUGCAAAGGCUGGGCGAAUUCAUGAUGCAAUGGACUUGGUUGAAAGGAUGAGGCAGUCCGGAAUGAGACCAAGUUCAGGGACGCUUGUGGGUGUGCUCUCUGCGUGUGGAGCUUCAGGGGCAUUGCCAGCUGGUUGCCGCGUCCAUGAGCUUGCUCAGGAGGCACGGCUUGAGCUUGACACUGCGCUUGGGACUGCGCUUAUGGAUAUGUACUUCAAGUGCGGGUGCCCCAACGAGGCAGCUGCAGUCUUCGAUGAAAUGCGUGAUAGGGAUGUGAAGGCAUGGACAGCGAUGAUAAUGGGAUUCGGAGUCAAUGGACAGCCAGGUGCUGCUAUCUCCCUGUUCUGCAGGAUGGAGGAAGAUGGUGUGGCUCCUAACGAGGUCACCUUCCUCGCGCUGCUGAACACUUGUAGCCAUGGCGGGUUGGUGCAGGAAGGUAAAGAGUUCCUGGAACGCAUGGUGCGCCAUCACGGUUUGUCUCCCAGCCCUGAGCACUACGGAUGUGUCAUUGAUCUCCUGGGAAGGGCAGGGCGGCUAGACGAAGCUUAUGAGCUCAUACGAAGCAUGGCAUCCCGGGGUGAUGCUACGGGUUGGAGAACGUUGCUUGCAGCCUGUAGAGUCCAUGGCAACGUAAAGCUAGGGAGGAUGGUGCAGGCGCAGUUGGAUGCCAUGGGCCACUACCAUCCGUCGGAUGUCAUUCAGCUGUCGAACACGUACGCAUCAGAAGGCAGGUGGGACGAGAUAGCUCGGUUGAGGGAUUUAGAAGCUCAAAAAAUCUCAGUGGAGCAGAAGGAAGCAGGCUGCACCUCCAUUGUUGUGUCCUACUAG
This is a messenger RNA of Setaria italica (foxtail millet), 1662 nucleotides long. Its product is annotated as pentatricopeptide repeat-containing protein At1g26900, mitochondrial. Bases 1 to 1662 code for a protein of 553 amino acids. The record is from RefSeq and is a predicted model, not a curated record. Gene Ontology annotation, biological process: RNA modification. Lineage: Eukaryota; Viridiplantae; Streptophyta; Magnoliopsida; Poales; Poaceae. The transcript has a single exon. Gene Ontology annotation, molecular function: protein binding; RNA binding.